AUGACAAACUCAUCAGAUGAAGAGGCUGAUUCACGCACAGCCCUAGUUGGCGCACCACGCACUCGGUCGAAUCCGCGUUCCACUUUGCGCUCCGCAUCGCACGACAGCACCCGCCCGGCCAAGAGACAACGCCGCAACAGAAAUAAGAAGGACUCAGAUCUUGCAGACUUUGUUCCAAAGGGUGUUGCAUUUAGUUCCAUAUCCUUGCCAGUGGAUGAUCCAGACAACACAUCUAGCUCUGGAUCUAGUUCAGCCUCAAGUGAAGAUUCCGAUUCUGACGCGGACCCAACCGCUAUCGUAAACCCACACGCCGGCAACACCGCGCCUGCGAUUAGCUGGAACCAGGGUCGGAAGGCUGCAGUGCGCACAACGCUUGGAAAACGAUCGGCACCAACAAGCGAGAAGCCUACUCAAUCUGAAGCGGUGAAUGACAAAUAUUGGCGCAGUCGCAGUGCGUCUGUUUCCGCCAAUGGUGAAGACAAGCCCGCCACAAAUAACCAAUCUCAGAUUGAUGAUGAGCUGGAAGAUGGAGAAAUUGAUUCCAAGAGUGACACAGAGGAUUCAGAUUCUCUUGGUUCUGAAGCCGAUGAUUCUAUCCUGCUGAAUAUAGGGGAUAAGAUGGGAAUAGAUAGUGCCAUUGACUAUGAUCCUGCCACUCUGGCUCAUCAGCAUGGUUCCACCACUGGAAACUCAAAUCUGAAAGGCGCAUCUACACAAAUUGGACCUGGGUCCAAAGAGGAAGCGUUCCGGCUUUUCUCAAUCAAAUAUCCAAAUGCGCCCAUUGCUUUGGUGGAUCUAAGCCAGACAGACCUUGAGAUCCUUGCGAAUGUGAACACUGUGGUGCCUGGAAUCAGCACCAAAGUAGUACAUGUCCCGACUGGCGACGUUGCCAACGAUGCCGCGAACGUGGCCAUGACGAGCCGCAAUGCAGUGCAAAGCUACGCAAUUUCGCACACGAAGUGCCCUGUGACUACUGUGGAAAUGAGCACUUGGAAACCGAAUGCGACUCUCUGUGGAGGUUCCCAAUCAGGGAUCUUCACUCCAACCAAGUCAUAG
This is a messenger RNA of Penicillium digitatum Pd1, 1056 nucleotides long. The record is from RefSeq and is a predicted model, not a curated record. Lineage: Eukaryota; Fungi; Ascomycota; Eurotiomycetes; Eurotiales; Aspergillaceae.